Messenger RNA from Aaosphaeria arxii CBS 175.79, 1103 nucleotides. RefSeq names its product Nnf1-domain-containing protein. Gene Ontology annotation, biological process: chromosome segregation. Bases 56 to 721 code for a protein of 221 amino acids. The transcript is spliced from 2 exons. Gene Ontology annotation, cellular component: MIS12/MIND type complex. The record is from RefSeq and is a predicted model, not a curated record. NCBI's taxonomy places the organism in Eukaryota, Fungi, Ascomycota, Dothideomycetes, Pleosporales.
CCCACAACAACAGCACGACUCUACAGCAUUCUUCCACAAAAUUGAAACUAUAACGAUGCCGACCGCUACCGAAACGAACUCGCGAUCACCGUCUCCAGCGCCCGAGCCGCCCGUCGCCGAAGCCCCUGGUCCUCGCGCGCAAGGACUGAUCAGAAUCUACGACCAAGCCGUACGGGCAACAUUAGACAAGUGUUCCACCAAGAGCUUUGGAUCCUGCUUUCCGACGCUCGAAAGUCACAAUCCCGAUAUCUUAGAGGAUUUGCGCAAGCAGAUCGUAGACCAAUUGGACCGGGCGUGGAGGGCCAACUUCGAGGACAUCCUCGCGCGGCGCGACGUUGUCAAGUCGAUCAACGCGCUGGAACAGUGCAUAGACGACGCGAAGCAGAGGAAGGAACGGGCGAUAGAUGCCGCAGGUGGAGGUCCUGUCGAGUCGCCGUUGCAACCCCACACGCUUAGCCCCGCGGAAAUCCACCUGGCGCAUCUGAUGCCCUUUCUCGAAAAGCAUACGGAGAGCAUGAAUCAACAGCUUUCUACGACCCAGGAGUCGAACAACGAACUGCUAUCUACAGUCACGGCGCAGCGGGCCGAAAUCGAAUCGCUUGUCCGAGGGCUCGAGGUUGUCAUCCAAGAUCUGGAGGCAAGCGCACAGAUGAUGGCCCAAGACAAUGUACAGAAUCUUGGGACGGAGAUAAGGGAUCUGGAGAACGAAAUGAAGAAGUGAAACCUCAGACAGACUUGCAUACUAGAGGGUGUGCCACAGCGCAUACUUGUGGAAUGAUCCAUGCAGCACUUGUGUUCCCAGAUAUCUUAUCCUUGCUGAAUACCUCGCGCUGUAAUCAGUUGCUACUGGCUUCCACUAGGGCUCUAUCCGCUUGUCUUGCUAUCAGACAACGCAACAUCAGAAGCUUUAGCUCCCGAGCCGCUGCUGGAAGGAACCAGACAAAGUCGGAAGAUCAAACCGUACGGGAAGCGUCCCACGAUUAUUGCGGUGCGCUACGCUAAUUAUUCGCGGAUGCGAGUCAAACGAACGUCAAGGGAAGCUCAAAGGAAUGGCAAGGCGCAAAUAGAUCGAUGCAAUUUGAAUCUGGGGAUUCGCCGCUUCG